Messenger RNA from Papilio xuthus (Asian swallowtail), 4448 nucleotides. Its product is annotated as early endosome antigen 1. Bases 123 to 3962 code for a protein of 1279 amino acids. The transcript has 12 exons. NCBI's taxonomy places the organism in Eukaryota, Metazoa, Arthropoda, Insecta, Lepidoptera, Papilionidae. The record is from RefSeq and is a predicted model, not a curated record.
AAGCAUAUGUUGCAGAUGCAUAGUUUGUUGAACCUUUUAUUAUCCGUCCUCAUUUUUAGUAUUAUAACAAUUUUAUUUAUGUUAACUAUGUCAUAUUAGCAGCUAACGCGAAACACUGCGAGAUGAAGGAACUGCCGAGUUGUUUAUUGAAACGUUAUCGUGCAUUGGACGAGGUAAUCAGGGACCUACGGUCGGUCACCGAAAGCAGGUCUUCAAAUCCGAAUUGUGAAUGUGGCUGUAAAAGUGAUCGUGGCCUCAAGCUUAUGUGCGAAUUUUGGAAUAUGCUCAAAGAUGAUUCCAAUUCUAAUCCAAAGAAAACGGAUCUCCAUACGGUUCCCCAAAGAUCAGGGGUUGAAGACUAUGAAACCCAUACUAGACCUCAAUGCACGACUUGUUAUAUGGCCAGAGGUAAAAAGUCUUGCAAAAAAUGCGGCGAGACUAAGAAUAGUUGCAAAGAAGAACCUCCCAUAAUUCCAACUCCUAUAAGCUCUGUUACUGACUGUGGUCAAAGUACACCUAUCUGUUCAGUUCUGUGUAAUUUUGAAGAGGCCGCGAAUUUCGAUCAGAAAUGCUCAGAUAAACUUAAGGAAUUAAUGGAAACUGAGCAGCAAUUGAAAGAUGCGAUUAAAAAAUUAGAAGAGCGCGAGAAAGAGAGCAUAAGAAUGUUAAGAGAGGCGGAUGUUAUGUGGAUGUCUAUGGAGGAUACUUAUAAGAAAAAAAUGGUUGAGACAUUUGAGAGACAGAAGUUACUCGAAAAAGAGCUAAGAGGAGUGGAGACAAGCACUAAGAAAUGGCGUGAAAAUAUGAAAGAACUAGAAGGGAAAAUUGAAAAAGUGGAUAAAUAUCGAUCCGAUGUUAAAGACAAAACAUCACAAAAAACUAAUGAUAUUAAGUAUCUUGAUACAGAAAUAAAAGAUCUGCAAAACAGAUUAGAAAAUAAUAAAAAAGAAAUUGAAGCAACGAAAAAAUCAAUGGUUACAAAAAGAGAAGCAACAGACAAAAAAAUUGCAAAAUAUAGGGAAGAUAUAAAGAAUUUGGAAAAAGUUGUCGCCGAGGAAAACAAGACAAAAAAAGAAAAAGAAUUUCAAGGAUCAAAAAUCAUUAAGGAAGCAAGAGAUGAUUUGCAAAAGAUUUGCGGUGUUUUAUUAAAGAAAAAGUUAGAAAAUGAAGAUUUGAGAGCGGAGAGAGCAGCUUUGUCAUCAGAAAUCGAAUUAUUAUUACAAGCACGUGAUAAAUGUAGAGACAAGUGUGAUUUAAGACAAAAAUCAAUUGAAAAUCAAAUUCAGAAUCUAGAUAAAGAUAUACACGACCAACAAACAAAGUGUAGUAAAUGUAACCAAUGUACUGACACUGUUGAAAUAAAUAGAUUUUGUAGCGACUGUCCUAAAUGUUUGGAGGAAAGAAGUUGUGCUUUGCUAGGUGAUCAUUGUGGUAUUGACCAUACAAUGGAUUGCAUUUGUACAACAGUGAAAAGAAAGUUUUUGGAUAAUGUGUUUGAAAAUAUGUACACCGUAUUAGAGAGACAAAUAAAAAAAGGCAGCGGGAAGGCGGUAGCUGAGCAGAUUUUGGAAUGUUUGAAGAGAAGUAGGAACGGUAAAUUAGACGAUAAAACAAGAAAAAUGCUACAAGAAUUUAUACUGACUGCAGUGAAGAAACAUUUAAAUCUGACUAUAGUUGGCGGCGCUGUUAAAACUAGAUGUGAACUGGAUCCAGAUAUGUACAGGCAGUUGAUGAUUUGUCUGCAAAAAGUACAAGUCUCGAAGCCAGAAAAAGUCGACAAAGGGACAAUAUCCAAAAAGGCGCCAUGUUAUCGUUGGGGAGGAACCAGUGAAUGUAACUGCCCUAAGGGUCCGAAGGAUUGCAUCUGCACGAAGAAAUCCCCGCCCGCGCCCCAUGACCCCUCGCCCUGCCCUGUGGACGACGACUACGAGGAUGACAACAAGAAAUUAUGCCCGUAUAAAGAUAAAAGGAUUUGUGGACCAGAAUGUGGUAAAGAAGAUGAAAAAUUCAAACAGAUGAUGAAUGAAAUCUCGAAAGCGAGAUGUGACACUUGCAGCGGUUCCACUUGCAAAAUGUCGAAAAAUAUGAGAACUGCAACUUGUGUAUUGGAACCGGAGAUAUCUAGCACAAUACCAACGAGAGAUUCUAACAUUCCAAAACCUAAAUUGAAACCGCAUCAGACGGAUCAGCGCUACUGUGAUUGUUUUUAUCCUGCAAGCCAUUCGAAAUAUGAACAAGAUACAAAAAAGUUAAAUAAAAGCCAACGCGCCGUUCAGACUACAUGCCCAAUAACAAUUAGUUUAAACGAUUGCUUUUUAAAAAUAGCAAAAACACCAUCCGGAGCCUCUGUUCUUGAAUUUGAUAAAGAUUUUCUGAAAGUCUUAGAAAAUGAAAGUAAAUUGCAUCCACCUUCAUCAACAAAGUUAAUAAUAACAGAUUCCGGUCAAAUUUUAAUAGAAUUCAAAUCUGAAUUUUAUCGUAAUUCAAGUAUUGAUAGAAUGAUGAAGCUAAAAAAAGUAAUACCAGGAUGUUUAUUUUUCAAAGGAAAUAAAAACGUUUCCGAAUUAAUUGAAAAAAGUGUAGACAAGAUGCCUCAAGUUAACAUAAAUUUACAUAAAAAAGAUGAUCAAAUGCAACCAAAUGCUGUAUUGAGAAAAACUCAAUCUGGAAUAGUUCUGAUUAUUGCUACGGAACCAUUGGAACAAGUUCAUAAAAGAUUGCUAGCUUUAUUACCCGACACAUACACAAAGUUAAAGGUUUUACAAAAUGACGAUAGUGUUUACGAUUUUCCUGGAGUACUAAAAUCAACACCUUCACGAAAUUACAUUCUCGCUAUUGAUAAAGAGUUUGAAAAAUGUUUAAAAGCAACAGUUAAAAACAUAAUCAAAGAUGAUAGUACAGCUAUUCUGACACUGAGAAAAAGCGAGUCUGGCAGUCAUCUGGUGAAAUUUGGAUGCUGUAAAACUGAACCACAAACAGAGAUUGGUAUUUUAAAGAAAACACGUUCGGGGAACAUAAAAAUUCUUUCGAAUGCACCAUGUGAUCUCAGUUUAGUUAAAAAAGUUAUUUCCGGAUCCGAAGAAGCGAUGAAACUAUCAAAAUGUUGUAAAGAAUUGGUUCUUAAUAUACCAAAAACAAAAUUCUACCAAGUAACAAACCAACUAUACAACAUAUAUGAGAAUCAAUUUUCAUCAUCGAAAAAACCUGAAAAAUUAACAAAACAAAAUCAAGUUGGUAAAUCAUUAGGAAAAACUCCUUUAUACAAGGAUUUAAAAGCGAAUUUUAUUAAAAACAUAAAAAGUUUCUUAGAUUCAUCAAAGUCUUUACCAAUUAAAUCCACUGUGUCUGACAGUAUAAUUUUAUUCGUUAGAAGACGUAGUUCCAAGGCUCCUAUAUUGUUGAAAUUCACUCGUUCCAGCAAUAUCUAUGUUUCUAAGCUGAAGAAAAGAUCAAUCAAAGAUGUUGCUUCAGUUAACAGUUCACAUUUACAUAAUACACCGAAUAGACAAAUGGAAAACAAAUUAGUUGGAACUAAAACAAUAGUACAAAAUGAGAAUGAUUCCUGUGAUUUAUUGGAAUUCGAUUCAAAUAUGACUAUGUUAUAUCAUGAAGUUUCUAGACUUAUUCAACCAGAAACAAUUGGUACAAUGAAAUCCUCCAGCAAAGAUAUCGCACUUACUAUACGCGGGAAAAGAAAUUCUAUUAAAUCGGAUAAAACUAGACCGCAUAUAGUGAUCAAACCAACCUCGGGGAUGUCUUGUGUGUACCAUAAUAGUGAAUUCAAUGAGUUAAGUGAAUUAGGUUCUAGAAACAUCUUUGAUAUGGAAAAUAAAAAUAAAGCAAAUGAAGAAGUGGGUAACAGUGAAAAUGAAGAAGAUAAAAAACGUUGUUGGGAUUCUUUGAGAUUCUUACCUCCACAGCUUCCCUCUUUCCUAGGAGAAGUUGUUCACAUGUACAAUUAGAUAUGACUACCAAUGAUAGAUCUUUACCAAUAAGUUGUUUAUGUUUAAAUGCAGUGUAACAUGAAAAGUUAAACAAUAUUAAAUACUUUCCCGCUACUGGUUUCACUUGAGCGUUUAUAUAUUUGAUUUGUAUUAAAAUUCUGUCCUACGUCUUGAGAAAUUAGUCAGCAAAAAGUAAGACUGGAAGUAUCAAACUGUUAACAUCCUGGAAUAAAGUGUUAUAAGAAAAAAGGGUCGUGUCAAAGUACACUUGCGAUUACUCCGAAAUAAGGGUCGGUACUAUAAAGUUUUACAGGCGGAUCGAUACAGGACACCGACUCAUUUGUAUUCCGUGUGGUAGCUUCACAAAAUCAAGGAGUAUGUGAUUCGAUUUCUAUGCGCUUUAGAUCUUUAUAGAGUUGUUACAUUUAUUAAAAGUACUUUAUUUUUUAUUACUGAGUAAUGACGUAACUUAGAAUUAAUUCGCAAUUUCAUAGGACAAUGAUA